Agrilus planipennis (emerald ash borer) is the source of this 752-nucleotide messenger RNA. Its product is annotated as peptidyl-tRNA hydrolase ICT1, mitochondrial. Bases 75 to 668 code for a protein of 197 amino acids. Gene Ontology annotation, cellular component: mitochondrial large ribosomal subunit. The record is from RefSeq and is a predicted model, not a curated record. Gene Ontology annotation, molecular function: translation release factor activity. The transcript has 3 exons. Gene Ontology annotation, biological process: mitochondrial translational termination. Lineage: Eukaryota; Metazoa; Arthropoda; Insecta; Coleoptera; Buprestidae.
AAAAUACAGUAAAUAAGCAAAACCUUUAUAAUUCGUGUACUUUCUAUUUUAUUGUUAACAAUUUUGUUGUUACUAUGAGUAUUCUUAAAAAUGGGAGUCUUCUUGAAUGUUGCAAAAACGGGAUUUUCCUUUUUCGGCAAUUAUCUUCGUAUAAAAGUGCAAUUUCAUUAGCUAAUAUGUACCCCCAAAGCAGUUUAAAAUUAUCAACUGUUAAACCACCACCCCAAAAAGAGGAGUUUAACGGUUAUAUUCCUAUCGAUGAUCUUGUAAUCACUUACAGUAGAAGCACAGGUCCAGGUGGACAAAAUGUCAAUAAAGUUAACACUAAAGUUGAUUUAAGAUUUCACUUGGAAACAGCAAAGUGGUUGAACGAUAAUGUCAAGAAAAAUUUAGCAGAACAGCUGAGAAGUAAGAUCACAAAGGAUGGCUUUUUGGUAUUUAAAUCGGACCUAACACGGUUUCAACAAAUGAAUGUAGCAGAUUGUCUAGAGAAAUUAAGGACUGCAAUUAGAGAAGCCUCAAAGGAUAAAUCCUCUAAUAUUUCUUCUGAAACAGAAGAAUUAAUUAGAAGAAGGAAAGAAAAAGCUGCAAGAGAACGUUUAACAAUAAAACGACAUCGAUCUCAAAUUAAAGCAGAUAGACAAGGGCCAGAACUUACUGAUUUGUAAUAACUGUAUUUAAUUAUCUUUUCAAAAAGUCAUAUUUUGGUUUUAUGUAAAUAAUUUUUUAGAUAAAUAAAAAAAACGAUUGUA